AUGGAAAGAUACCUCCCCCUGGAUGCGUCUGAAAUCGCAGCAACUGCGCUCCGAGCGUGCAGACAGAACCAUGGAAGCAUGGUCGAGGCGCUUCACUCAGUGUCGGCUCAGGUUUCACCCGUUUCGGGAUCACUGUCUUCACAGACCACCUGCCAGGAAUGUGGCUACUCGGCCGAUCCUCAAAUCGUGCAGUACUCUCUCUUGGAAAUAGAGACCCCUGCGUUGGAUGCUGAUCCUUUAACGGCUUCCCGCGAAGGCUAUGCUGCGGCGCUCUCAGAGACGGCCUAUUAUACUAGAGUCCUGGUACUUCCUCCAAAUGGUUCUCCGAUCUUCAACUUCCGCCUUCUCUCUACCAAAUUGAGCGCCGCUUACUUGCAAGAAUUAAUCACGAGCACUCUUGAACUCCCACCAGACACUCCGCUUGCAGCCCUUAGUAUAGAUAAGGAAAUAAUCGGGCUUGCAGACAUCUUUGCCGAGGAAGAUGACACCGGUGAUCAGGACCGCAGCGCAAGCCUAGAGCGCUAUUGCCGGCUGAACUUCGGUGCCAACCAUUGCCUUAUCGUUGCCCCUGUUUUACCAGAAGAGCUUCCUACGGAUGAUAGGAAAGACGUGAUCGUUGACAUCUUUAUUCAGGGCUCACCAGAGAGUGUUUCAAUUCCGCUCAUUGUGUGCCCAGAGAGCCUAGACAACAUUGCCAGGAUCGUGCGCCAGCGGCUGGCCCUCUUCUAUCCGGAUGGGGCUGCACGCAACAGCAUUCUGUCCCAAAGCACGCUCUUAUCUUUGACUCCAACUACGGAGUGCUCCCUUAAGUGCGUUGUCUCCUUUGAUGCUUCUGUAAGUCCUACUGCGCGGAGUCACGAUCUUUGUAGUGUGUUUCGAUCUAGCCCAAGAGUCUUCCCGGUCAUGCAGUACACACUGAAAGAUUGCAUAGAGAAUUUCCUGAAAGAAAAACUAGAACCGUCUUUUGUGUGCCCGAACUGCAAGGCAACGGGGUCGAUAAUGGUGCAGAAAACGCUGAUCAAUCAAGGGAAGAUCUUACCUACACUGAUUUUGAACUCAGCCUCACAUAUCCUAUUGCAGGAUACUGUUGCUUUUGAUUCGUUGCAGCACACAGUUGUCUUGGCAGUCUUACGGGAUGGCUCUGGAGAGCUUCUGGUAGCAAAUAGGGUGGAUACUCAACUGUGGAGCGUUGAUGGGGAAACGCGUAGCCUUGCAGAGUUACAGUCUCUUUCGUGUGUGUUCUUUAUCGCUGUGGAGAAACACAUAUCAAAGGAGAUUGACUAUUGA
Molecule: messenger RNA, 1287 nt
Organism: Giardia duodenalis
Lineage: Eukaryota; Fornicata; Diplomonadida; Hexamitidae
Exons: 1
Coding region: 1-1287 (428 amino acids)
Source: RefSeq, a predicted model, not a curated record